Molecule: messenger RNA, 621 nt
Organism: Synchytrium microbalum
Lineage: Eukaryota; Fungi; Chytridiomycota; Chytridiomycetes; Synchytriales; Synchytriaceae
Exons: 6
Coding region: 1-621 (206 amino acids)
Cellular component (GO): mRNA cleavage factor complex
Molecular function (GO): mRNA binding
Source: RefSeq, a predicted model, not a curated record
AUGGAUCCUCAAAUACAGCAACUAGAGGGCCAGCCUAUAGUGACUCUACAUCCAUUGUCAGGAUAUUCAUUCGGUGUCAAGGAGCCUCAAAUGGAAGAAGAUCCAUCUGUAGCCGCCAGACUAGCUCGAUUGCAAGCAGAAUACGGCACCCAGGGAAUGAGGAGGAGUGUAGAAGCUGUCUUGGUAGUUCAUGAACAUGGACAUCCACACAUCCUAAUGAUGCAAAUCGCCAAUACCUUCUUCAAACUGCCAGGAGAGCAACUACGACCAGGAGAAACCGAAGUUGAUGGAUUGAAGAGAUGUCUGAACAUCAAGUUGGCGCCGCCGAAUUCUAUUCCGCUAGAGACAGAUUGGGAGAUUGAACAUCUAUUGACUGUCUGGUGGAGGCCAAACUUUGAAACCUUUAUGUACCCAUACAUACCGCCCCAUAUCACACAACCCAAGGAGAUGAAGAAGGUCUACCUCGUCAAAAUGCCACCAACGAAGCUUCUAUCAGUCCCAAAAAACAUGAAACUACUAGCAGUACCACUCUUUGAAUUGUAUGAUAACUCGGCACGUUAUGGACCUCAACUAGCUGCAUUACCUCAUUUACUUGCACGUUUUCACUUCCAGUAUACAUAA